This is a messenger RNA of Thelazia callipaeda (thelaziosis nematode), 465 nucleotides long. The record is from the annotation of a GenBank genome assembly. Lineage: Eukaryota; Metazoa; Nematoda; Chromadorea; Rhabditida; Thelaziidae.
AGCUUUGCUAUAAACAAUAGGAAAGAAUUGAAUGACGAGGAGAAGCGCUCAAUUUUAGCUGAUUUUGAUGCAGGAAUGUUACCCCAUGAGAUCGAAGAAAAGUAUGGAAUCACCGAUAUUUUGCCGCAUUCUGCUUCCAUAUCUCGGACCAGCUGGUCUGAUUUAUUUGCCUUCAAAAAACGUCGUACUGUUUAUGUGAGUCUAAACAAGCAAAUGUGGGAUUAUUUUUGUCAGUGUCGUAAGCAAAAAAUCUGGCUUAAUGGUCGACAGUUAAAAGAGCAAGCUUUGAAAAUCGCUCAUGAAUUAGGUUUAUGUAACUUCAAAGCUUCUGAAGGUUGGUUAGAUUCUUUCAAAAGACGCCAUUGCAUUGAUCUCAAAGCUAUGACCGGAAAACCGGUUGUAUAUGAGACAGAUUUUGAAGAAGCAAUCUCCUUAGGUGGUGCUAUGAUUUUAUUUUUUUGUUAA